GCCUUUCGUUCCCAAGCAAACUAGCUAACAAAAGCACGAACUUCAGUCCUGUUUAAGGCAUAAAACAGUGGGAUGGACUCUCCUUCCCAGCGUAUCAGAGAGGGCUGUGAGGCCAGGCAGGAGGCGGACUCCCCGCUGCCCCCCAUUUCCGAGCGCCUGGCCUAUCUGCGUCCAUCUCGGGAACUGCUGGAGUUCUAUAGGCAGAAAGUGGCCCAGUUUGACGGAGAACACGAUGACCUGCUGCAGCUGCUAGAAAAGUACAGGAGCACUACAGAGGACCAGCACAAGCUGCAGUGGGAGGUGCGUCAGCGAGAAGAGGAGAUAGCAGAGCUGCAAAAAGCUCUGAGUGACAUGCAGGUCUACCUCUUCCAAGAGCGAGAGCAGGCUCUCCGCCUGUAUGCAGAGAACGACCGCCUAAAGAUCAAGGAACUUGAAGAUCGGAAGAAGAUUCAGCACCUUUUAGCCCUUGUGGGUCCAGAUGCAGGUGAAAUCACCUAUUUUCACAAAGAGCCUCCACACAUGGUCACAAUUCCUCAAAAGAAGCUCCAGUCCAGAACCCAGGAUUAUGGAAAAGUAGUAAAACCAAAGCCUGGAUCAGUAAAAGAGGGGAGCAAGAAGACGUCCAAGGAUGGAGGAAAGGACACAAGCUCAGAGCAGUACAAGAAAGAUAACCAGACGCUGUUGCUACAGGUGGAGGCGCUACAAGCACAGCUGGAAGAGCAAACUCGGCUGGCUAAAGAGCAAGUGGAGGCCCUGCUGGAGGACAGGCGAAUUCACAUGGAGGAGGGACAGGUCCAGCAUCAGAGAGACCAGGAGAGAAUCACUGUCCUCACUGAGAAACUUCAGCGCACACAGAACCUCCUCUAUGAGAGCACCAGGGACUUCCUGCAGCUCAAGUUUGAAAGCCGAGGGCGUGAGAAGAGCUGGAUGGUGGAGAAGGACAGGCUGCUGAGAGAGCUGGACUCCUGCCAAGAGAGGCUAAGGGAAUCGCACAAAUUCCCAGAUCAGCCAGGACCCUCUGUAGCCCCCUUGCUCCUCACCCAGCCUGCACCAGAGAGCAACCAGAUGCAUCGAGAGGAGAUCAGGGCACUGCAAGAGGAGCUAAAGCAAGCCCAUAAGUUGGCAGACAUGUACAGAGAGCAGUGUGUUGGUCUGGAGACAGAUCUGGCGCAAAUCCGAGAGGAAGGAGAUGUAGGCAGAGAGAUCUUCAAAGAGCGCUCAGACAAAAUGGCCAAGCGUCUUCAGUUAAUGACUCAGCGUUAUGAGGCUUUGGAAAAAAGACGAGCUAUGGAGGUGGAGGGCUUCAAGACUGACAUAAAACACCUGCGACAGAAGCUUAAAGAUGUGGAGAAACAGCUUUUUAAGGUGACUCUUAAUGUGGGACCUGAUCAAGACCUGGCCAUCCUGCAUGAAGUCCGACAGUCAAAUGCUUGUACCAAGAAAAUCCAGGGGGAACUAAAAACCCUAAAAGCAAAGAUAUAUGGACUGGAAAACGAGCUGAGAUUCAGCUGAUUUCUGAAGUUUGAAGAACUUAUAACAUUUUAAGUCCUUUAAUACGUAAAUUAUUUUAGAUUUAAAAUUAAAUGUUCAGUUUCAUCAAGAUGACAGUCAUGUUAGAGGUAAGUUAUGCCUGUUGUUAGUGAUGGUCCUCAGCCAAAUCAUUAGUGCAUAAUGUCUGCAUUUCACACUGAGGACUAGAGCUAUGCAGAUUGGAGGUGCAGUAGUCUGAGGGUGUUUAUAUUUUGUUAAUGUCCAAAUGCUAGCAGCAUUGGCAGUAGUGGACAUGUGUGUGCCAUGUUGCAUGGUUCUCAUUUAAAUGAGGUUGUAUAUAUUCAUUUCUAAGGAUGAUUUUAAUUAAAACUGAAUUUUGUUUUUA
Molecule: messenger RNA, 1876 nt
Organism: Colossoma macropomum (tambaqui)
Lineage: Eukaryota; Metazoa; Chordata; Actinopteri; Characiformes; Serrasalmidae
Gene: ccdc77
Product: coiled-coil domain containing 77
Cellular component (GO): centrosome
Source: RefSeq, a predicted model, not a curated record